This is a messenger RNA of Ipomoea triloba (trilobed morning glory), 1939 nucleotides long. RefSeq names its product protein DETOXIFICATION 14-like. Lineage: Eukaryota; Viridiplantae; Streptophyta; Magnoliopsida; Solanales; Convolvulaceae. The coding region runs from base 246 to 1712 and encodes 488 amino acids. The record is from RefSeq and is a predicted model, not a curated record. Gene Ontology annotation, cellular component: membrane. The transcript is spliced from 7 exons. Gene Ontology annotation, biological process: xenobiotic detoxification by transmembrane export across the plasma membrane. Gene Ontology annotation, molecular function: xenobiotic transmembrane transporter activity; antiporter activity.
AAUAUCUUACUAUUCCAUUAGAAUUAGACUACUUUAAGAAUUAUUAGUAUUCAUAAAAUAUAUUCUGAUUAGUAUUCGAAUUACAAUAAAAUUUGAUUUGUUUACCCCAGUCGACUGCUCGUUCUUUGCAUGCAUAUAUUAUAUAUACAUGCAUCUCGCCCGUAUAGUAUAUAGUGUUAUAAGCUAUACGUAGAGAGGGAGAAAAAGAAGAAGCAUUUAUUAGUAGAGACUAGAGAGGGUACGGUAUGAGUUUGUCGGAGAUGGAGGAAGGAACGGCGGUGCUGUUGGCGGAGAAGACGCGGCCGGCGAAUUGGAAACGGGAGUUCUUCAUGGAAGAGAUGAAGAACGUGAGUCGCAUAGCGAUACCCAUGGUGCUGGUCACCGUUUCGCAGCACCUUGUGAGGGUGUUGCCGAUGAUGAUGCUGGGCCACGUCAGCGAGCUCUCUCUCUCCGCCGCCUCCGUCGCCACUUCUCUCACAAACGUCACCGGCUUCAUCGUCGUAUUUGGAAUGGCGAGUGCUUUGGAGACACUGUGCGGGCAAGCUUUCGGAGCGCAGCAAUUCAACAAACUGGGAACAUAUACCUAUGCGGCAAUCAUGGCUCUUCUUGUCGUGUGCAUACCAAUAUCGAUUCUCUGGGCUUACUUAGACAAACUUCUGAUACUCAUCGGUCAAGAUCCGGAGAUCUCCGUGGAAGCCGGAAAAUAUGCCGUUUGGCUGAUCACCUCCAUAUUUCCGUACGCGAUUCUCCAGUGUCUUACUCGCUACUUACAGAUGCAGAGCUUGAUCUUUCCCAUGCUGCUAAGCGCAGCUGCCACAACAUGUUUCCAUGUCGUGGUUUGCUGGGCUUUAGUGUUCUGGUUUAACUUAGGUAGCGUCGGCGGCGCAUUGUCGGUCGGUUUGUCGUACUGGUUCAACGCCGCUCUGCUUGCUUUGUACAUGAUGUUUUCUGCAUCCUGCCAAGAGACUCGUAAUUGCUUGUGGAAAGACCUGAGUUUUCGCAUGGGGGAGUUUUUCCAAUUUGCCGUGCCGUCUUCAAGCAUGGCAUGCCUAGAGAUGUGGACAUUUGAGGUAAUUGUACUGCUUGGAGGUCUACUGCCAAAUCCUCAACUUGAGACUUCUGUGCUUUCAAUAUGCCUGAUGACUAUUUCACUGCACUACUACAUACCAUUUUCUGUAGGUGCUGGCGCAAGCACCCGGAUAUCAAACGAGCUAGGAGCGGGCAACACAGAAACGGCUAAAAUGGCAACGUGGGCAGUAAUGGUUCUAGGAUUUGCAGAGAUGUUGGUGGCGAGCAUAGCGGUGUUGGCUUGCGGCAAUAUUCUGGGCUAUGCAUUCAGCGCGGAGGAGGAGGUGGUGAAAUAUAUAACAAAGAUGAGCCCUCUUAUCAGUAUCAUGUACUUGUCAGAUGGCACCCAAGGAGUUCUUUCUGGGGUGGCAAGAGGAAGUGGGUGGCAGCACCUGGGAGCCUAUGUAAAUCUGGCGGCAUAUUAUCUGGUGGGAGUGCCGGUGGCUGUGGUGUUGGGUUUUUGGGUUGGUUUAGGAGGAAUGGGGCUUUGGGUGGGACUCAACGUCGCAUCUAUGCUCCAAACAAUUGUGUUCUUGCUCAUAACCAUUUUCACCGAUUGGGAAAAGCAGGCUGCAAUUGCCAAGGAAAGGCUAAUGUGUCAGGGCUCCAGUGAAGGACUCAGUGAAAGACUCAUCAUUGAUUAAGCAAAAUCAAACGCAUGGCAUCUCCAGAUAUACCUUUUUUUUUCUGAAAGUCCAGAUAUACCUCUAUACACUAUAUAUAUGAUUUGUAACCUUCAAUUAAUAUAUAUUCAAGAAAGAGAAUAACAUUUCAUGUAUUUCGAAUGAGUAAUUCUAGAUAUAUUCUCAUUUUUUACUCUCUAAUAUGUGGCAUGAUUUGAUCCCUUAAUAUAAGAGAGUCAUGAUUUUUA